Messenger RNA from Penicillium odoratum, 2415 nucleotides. Its product is annotated as protein kinase subdomain-containing protein. Gene Ontology annotation, biological process: arachidonate metabolic process. The transcript is spliced from 8 exons. Gene Ontology annotation, molecular function: ADP binding; protein binding. Lineage: Eukaryota; Fungi; Ascomycota; Eurotiomycetes; Eurotiales; Aspergillaceae. Gene Ontology annotation, cellular component: membrane. Bases 1 to 2415 code for a protein of 804 amino acids. The record is from RefSeq and is a predicted model, not a curated record.
AUGCAGAAAGAACCGACUAUUCGAUAUGGUGACCCAAACCCAAUCGAUACCACUGGCCUAUGCCUGCUGUCCUUAGAUGGCGGCGGUGUCCGCGGCCUCUCAUCACUCUACAUCCUGAAGAGCAUUAUGGAUCGACUCAAUCAUGCGCGGCGGCAGGCUGGGCUUUAUUCGGUGAAGCCGUGCGAAGUGUUCGACCUCAUUGGGGGCACAAGCACCGGUGGGCUGAUUGCGAUCAUGCUCGGUCGGCUCGAGAUGGAUGUCGAUAGGUGCAUUGCCGCAUAUAGCGAUCUCGCGGCAGCAGUGUUCGGCGAGAAGAUGCACUCGAUUCCUAUCAACUUCAAGGGUGAUAUCACGGCUAAGUUCGAUUCGGCAAAAUUGGAGAGGGCGAUCCAAAAGGUUGUCGAGGACAGUGGUGCAUCUGCGCAAGAUCUUUUCAACGAUGACACCGGUUCCAAAGACGGCACUGCACGUGGAUGCAGGACUUUCGUUUGCACCGCUGACCGAUAUACAAAGGACAUUGUUCGCCUGCGAAGCUACAGCCUCCCUCAUGAGCCAAACAUCCGUGCAACGAUAUGCCAAGCCGCCCUUGCCACAUCUGCCGCCACAAGCUUCUUUUACCCAGUUAGCAUCGGGGAUCGAUCCUUUGCUGAUGGUGGACUCGGCGCGAAUAACCCUGUGGACGAAGUGGAGGGCGAGGCGUCGAAUAUAUGGUGUUCUGAGACAGGAGACUUGAAACCGCUAGUCAAGUGCUUCAUCUCGAUCGGAACGGGAAACCCAGGCAAGAAGCCGUUCGAGGAUAAUAUAAUUAAAUUUCUCGGUAAAACGGUAGUACAGAUCGCGACCGAGACAGAAAACACGGAAAGAAGAUUCAUAGCCAGGUGGGCUAAGCAUUUUGACGAAAAGAGGUACUUCCGGUUCAAUGUCGAGCAGGGGCUUCAGGAGAUCGGGCUUGAGGAGUUUAAGAAGAAGGGACCAAUGGAGGCGGCGACAGAGGGAUACCUCACACAUAUGGCACAAAAGUUCCGCGUGCGGGACUGCAUUCAAAACAUGAAACUCAAAGAGAACAAUACGGAGGCAUGUUUUGCCAGGAUCAUAAAUGAAUAUAUAACCAGCACUAUUCGACAACAGCCAGUUGAUCGCUUCCACAUACCGUUCCGCCUGACUGCUAUGCCAGAGAUUAAGAAGGAGAGCUUUUUAGGUCGACAAGACAACCUGAGAGAUUUAUGGCAGUACUUCCAGCCGACACAGUCCCAUUCACGAAAAGUUGCGAUUCUCCAUGGACUUGGAGGAAUAGGGCAAACGCAGCUAGCGAUUCGCUUCGCAAGAGAUCAUCAGCAGGAAUUUCCGGCGAUCUUUUGGCUGAGUGGCAAGGAUCAGAGCACGCUUGUCCAAUCUUUCAGUUCGUAUUUCUCUCGACUACCAGAGCAACCAGAGAUCCCCAAAGCGUUCAGUAUCGACGAAGAACAACGGUUUAAAGUAGUGCGAGAAUGGCUAGAAAUAGAAGGAAACUCACGCUGGCUAAUCAUUCUGGAUAAUGUCGAUCGAUACACUCCAGCCGACAGCGCUACCGGUGAUGCAUAUGAUGUCAGAAAUUUUUUCCCUGAGACUGAUCACGGCUCUAUUCUAAUCACGUCUCGACUCACGGAGUUGGCUGAGCUGGGCCAACCUUUUCCAGUCUAUAAGCUUGACCAAUCAGACACAAUUGAGCUUCUUUUGUCUGAAAGCGGUCUACUAUCAAGUACCGACAAGCACCUUAAAACCAGCCCAGAUAUGCUUUCCCUUGCCACGCGUCUUGAUGGACUGCCAUUAGCGAUUGUCAUUGCAGCAGCAUAUAUGCGUAAUACCAGCACUAGCAUCACUGAAUACUUAGACCUCUACCAGAAGUCAUGGCGUGAGCUACAGUCGCGGUCGAGCCCCGCGCGUCAGUAUAAGCAGGGAAAUAUGCUGAAGACGUGGAUGAUCUCAUUUCGUGAGGUCCAAAAGCGAGAUCCAAAUGCAGCAGCGUUACUUCUUCUACUUGCUCGCUUUGAUAAUCGCGACCAAGGGAAGCUGAAAGAGGCAGAGGAGAUAUACCAGCGAGCACUGGCAGGCUAUGAGAAGGUCCUUGGUCCAGGCCAUGUGUCUACUCUCUCUACAGUUGGUAACCUUGGCAAUGUCUACUAUGAUCAAGGGAAGCUGAAAGAGGCAGAGGAGAUGUACCAGCGAGCACUGGUAGGCUAUGAGAAGACCCUUGGUCCAGACCAUACGUCCACUCUCAAUACAGUCAACAACCUUCGCCUUCUCUACAAUCGAUGGAAGUUCAAACAGGCAGAGGAGAUAAACCAGGGAGAACUGCCAAGCAAUCAGAAGGUUGCACAUCUAAAUGCUAGUAUGGCACGGCGGACUAUGGAGAAAUUCGCUAGAUUGUUCAAAUAA